Messenger RNA from Pygocentrus nattereri (red-bellied piranha), 3062 nucleotides. It is a transcript of the gene spata7, whose product is annotated as spermatogenesis associated 7. Gene Ontology annotation, biological process: protein localization to photoreceptor outer segment; protein localization to photoreceptor connecting cilium; microtubule cytoskeleton organization. Bases 142 to 1767 code for a protein of 541 amino acids. The record is from RefSeq and is a predicted model, not a curated record. NCBI's taxonomy places the organism in Eukaryota, Metazoa, Chordata, Actinopteri, Characiformes, Serrasalmidae. Gene Ontology annotation, cellular component: ciliary basal body; axoneme; photoreceptor distal connecting cilium. The transcript is spliced from 11 exons.
AACAGUCAUGGCGACGAGGAAGCUUUGUGUGGCUGUAGUUGGCGAGGACGAUGUGUUGCUCAUUUAGGAGUCUUUUUGUAGUUUUCACCUCUUUAUAAUGUUGUAUACAUUCGCACUAGUAGAUGUUUUAGUAGUCUGAGCAUGGGAUACCUGGCUGAAUUUCCAGUCAUGGAUGCAAAGCGAGCAUUCUGCCAUGGCUCGACUGGCAAUCUAACGAAUCAGCACAUUAUUCAAGACCACAUGAUGUCCCAUUACAAAAAGAUAUACUCAGCAAAAGCUGUGGUGGACUGUUCAGUACCUAAAAGUAUGUGCCACAGCAUAAAAUACAUUGACCAAAAGCGGCGUGAGCAGAUGAAAAAAGACAUGUCUGAGAGGUCACAAUCAGUAAGGUCCCUUUCACAGAGGAGCCUCAGGAUGAAUACUAUGACACGUUGCUCAUCCAAAAAUACCAGACCGACUGUUCGAGGUGAAGAGAGUGCCCAUUUUGACCUGAGAGGCUCUGCCAUGUCUUCGCCUAGAUUCAACACUUCUUUCCAUUGUAAGCAAGUUGCGUAUGCUUCACAAAUGACUGCAAGCUCUCAGAACUGCCGAACCACAUCAGAAUAUAGUUACAGGAGCCCAAAUUCCCGGUGGCACCAGCUCACUCCUUCAUGUAUCACAUCUGAAAGUCAGAGGAAGUUUAAAAGCUUUCAGGAUCCUACUCAGAAAACCUACAGUGGUGAUGUUCUCCAUAAACACGCUCACUGCUUCACUCAAGAAAAGCCAUUCACCCCCAGAACACUGAAAUCAGAUUGCAAGUCCACCCUGUCUACCUAUCGGUAUUACACUCCUGCUAGUAGGAAAGGAACAGAUGAAAAGACCUCUUCUAAAUUUCAUCGACAAGACACUUACCAUGGAAGCACACGCAUCAAGCAAGGAUCUUCAGCAGAACAGGACUCAUCCCAGCCAUACAACCUUGAGCAUGAGUGGUCUGAUGAAGAGGCAAAUGAAUUUCAACAUUACAGCACAGCAAAUAAGUUCAGAGACAGUGAUAUUCUUUUUUCCUCCUCAAGAAUUUCUCCUGAAGGAAUGAGGUCCCCUAUAAUGAGAAAAGUAACAGCAGAGGAAGAAGAACUAAUGUACCUGGAGUUUAUUACUGAUGUAACCAAUGAGAUUUUAGCACGAGGGAUCUAUUCUGACAGGGUGCUAGAGCGUGUUUUUGAGCGUCAUGUUGAUAUGAAUAGACACCGAUUAGAUGAGGUCAAAAUGCGCCAUCUACUGGAUGUUCUGCAGAAUGAUUUGCAAAGUCCCACUGCUGCUCCUGUCAUGGCUGUUGAGAAGGACAGGGAUAGUUUCAUGUUGUCUAGACACAAGUAUUCAAGCCUGGGGCAAGAUCUGACAUUAACCAAUACAGAUGAUUCCUGUCUUCCUGCUUACACACCCUUUGAUAAGGACACUGAAGAACUCUGUGAAACUCCUUCAUUACAUUCCACACCAGUAAAUUGCAGUGUCUCGGAGAGGGCUGGACUAAUUAGACAAGGAGACAGUGUGGACUUGGAACUUGAUCACCAAGAGAAAAAUGCAGUAUCCCCAACCCCAAGUUUGGACUCCCAUCAAAUGAACAAAGUAGACAAACAUCAAAACCAUACAGAAAAUGAUGAGUUGAUGCAACAGCUUGAUGAACUUGGAAGAAACAUGGCUGAGUCCCUGAGUGUGUCUGAGACACAUGGCUCACAGGAGGGCGUUGAGCAAGACUCUACAGUAAAACUUAGUGAUGAUGAGUUUUGAACCAUCUGUUGGUAUUCAUUUGCCUUUCCAAAGGCACAGUGUCAUACUGAAGAUACACUGUUGAGUGUUUUAGAGUUUUUAUCAUGAUAUUGGAUUUUAGUUUAUUUAACAGGAAUUUAACUGGAACUGUUUUUCUGCAUAUUGUGAUUUGAUGUAAAAUGAUUCAUUUAAGAGAAACUUACCAAGUCAGAAUUGUUUCCAGCAGUGGUGAUAGGAACCAGACAUCUGAAGUAUUUAAUGCCUCUAAAAGGUACCUCACAGGAAGCUAACAUUAAAUAUGUUUAUAUAUGUUACAUAAUGUUUUAGACAUUGUUGAAUGAUUUUGAGAUAUGGUUUUGGCCUGAAACAGUGCAGGGUAUUAUAAGGCAAAAUAGUCUUUUCAUGUAAAUGUAUUUUUUGGGGUUUACCAUUACAGACAUUACAUAGUAAAACUAUGUAAAAAGUAAAAAGAAGAUGUGUAGGUCCACUGAUCAUUUUGGAUAAUUAAUACAUAGUUGUAUUUUAGUGAUAGUUGUAUUUGCCUUGUAAAUAUUGUGACACCCUGGUUCCUGGAGUCUGUACGUUUCUCUACAAUGAUCCAUUUCCCGUCAAGCCACUCUGAAUGACUUUGUUCACAUCAUCUUCAGAGAAAUAAGUGGAAUUUCCGUUUAUGUGUUAAAUUCAAGGUACUGUUGCAAAAUAACUCCCUACUACAUUGGUUAAAAACUCUGGUGCAAUGCCAGUACUGCUAAAUAAGCACCACAAAGGGAAGAGGUUUCUUUUGCAAGAGUCUUGUUUACUACAGAUUAUUACAUUUACUCCACAGCUGCUUGACAUAUACAGUAAUUUAUUUCCAUUAAACAUUUCAGCAAUAUAUUUUUUUUGGACAGUAACAAUUUUUUUGGGGGGUUCUCUUCUUUAACAUGCUGGAUUUUAAAUGCGACAUAUGCAUCUGGAGUCUCUCUCAGAAGGCCAAAUAAGUAUUAAUUCCAGGAAAGCAGGACAUCACAAGGCUGACAACUCAGAAUAAAGUGAUGACAGAGCUUAAAUCUUCGAUGUAGUGUGAAAAUCAGCUGUUUAGUAGUGGCUGUCCAGAAAGUGACCUAGAAGACCACAGUACUGAAUGAUCAAGGAAUGUGUUCAGUUAUGAAGAAAACCCGUUAAACACUGUAAAACAUUGUUUUAAAAAAUGGGUGAAGGGUGAUUUUGUUUUUUAAGACUACGUUUACUUCAAUUAAAUGUUAAAUUUGUCUCAACCCAUAUGGAAAAAUUUAUAUGGACAUGUGUUUUUAUCAAUAUAAAAUGCAUUUUAAAGA